Molecule: messenger RNA, 2329 nt
Organism: Nymphaea colorata (pocket water lily)
Lineage: Eukaryota; Viridiplantae; Streptophyta; Magnoliopsida; Nymphaeales; Nymphaeaceae
Product: xyloglucan galactosyltransferase XLT2
Exons: 1
Coding region: 422-1945 (507 amino acids)
Biological process (GO): xyloglucan biosynthetic process
Molecular function (GO): galactosyltransferase activity
Source: RefSeq, a predicted model, not a curated record
UAUGAAUGAGAUUCUUGAUCCGGAUUGAUCCAAGCGCAUCUUCUUUGUUGAAAAGAAUGAGUGAGUCCGUCAUUUAUAAUAUGCCCGAGAGCCGGGGGGCGCCGAGGAAAUUUCUUAGCGGCGGACCUUCCCGAAGCUUGGACAGACUUGAAAUUUCGGUGGAAAGGUAGGGGGCGUGACGUCACAAAGUGUCGGCCAGCGCGGGGAGGGACCUGCGUUGGUAAAGCAGCCGGACGCGACGUGUUCUCCAAACUGGAUUGGAAUUAUAAGCGUCGAGUCCGCUACGUGGACCUCACUCCUGCGGCACCGUGCUGCUUUCUGCUUCACUCUCCUCCUUCGGCUGACAGACGGAGCCAUUCCUACUCGGCCGGCCGGAAUUCUGGCUUCCGCGUAGAUUCUGCGCCGGAGAACCGCCCUCGUCAUGGACGGGGAGCUCCACCCCUUGAAACGCUACCAUAAGCUCUCCUCUUCUGAGGCCUCCGACGGCAGCCCCAUUGCCGCCGUUCAGGCUUGCCUUCUUCGCAGAUGGUUCAUCGUUGCGGGGCUACUAGUUCUCCAAUUCGCGCUCCUAACACUCUUCGGCUGCUUCUCCUCUCCCGUGCCGGCGAUUCUCCAUGCGUCGCCCUUGACUCCAGGUGGAAUUCCGGUGCUCCUGGAGACGCCUGCCACGAAUUCUACCUCUUCUUCGUUGACGACGACCGGGACGGAGUUGGCGAAGGUUUCUUCUGCGCCUUCUCCUAAAUUGUGCCUUUCUGCAGGUAGGGUUUACGUGUACGACUUGCCGCCGGUUUUCAACAAGGAGUUGGUUGAGAAUUGUGACGAUCUGAGCCCCUGGGGUUCCCGCUGCACUAUGCUCGAGAACGGUGGAUUCGGACGGAAAGCGAACCUCUCCGGCGGUACCGUGCCCGAGGAUCUUUUCGGUGCCUGGUUCGCCACCGAUCAGUUCGCCGCGGAGCUCAUAUACCACAACCGGAUGCUCCAGCACCCCUGCCGGACUAUGGAUCCUGCCACGGCCACGGCGUUCUUUGUUCCGUUUUAUGGAGGGUUGGCUGUCGGCAAGUACCUGUGGAAGGCGGGCUCAGGGGAACGUGACCGGCACUGCCAGAUGCUGCUGGAGUGGCUCCGUGAGCAGGAGUGGUGGCGGAGGAGCGCCGGACUGGAUCAUUUUUUGAUGCUGGGCCGGAUAACGUGGGAUUUCCGGCGAUCGAAGGACGAGGAUUGGGGAGGGAGCUUCCUUUACAUGCCCGGGAUGGAGAACGUCACCCGGCUCCUUAUCGAGCGAAACCCUUGGGAUGAAAUGGACGUCGCCGUGCCUUACCCAACGUCCUUCCACCCGCGGCAGGACGCCGACGUCGAGCAGUGGCGCUCCCACGUUCGGACCAUCGCCCGCCCGACGCUAUUCUCCUUCGCCGGAGCGACGCGGUCGGCAUUCCGGGACGAUUUUCGGGCGGUGCUUCUCCGGCAAUGUCAGGAGGCCGGCAACAAAUGCCGUUCUGUCGACUGCCGCAUCUCGCACUGUGCAAACGAUACGUCGGCGACGCUGAGCCUCUUCAUGGCGUCCCAAUUCUGCCUGCAGCCUCGAGGCGACAGCUUCACCCGGCGGUCCAUAUUCGACUGUAUGGUGGCGGGAGCGAUUCCGGUUUUCUUCUGGCGGAGGACCGCCUACUUCCAGUACGCAUGGCACCUCCCGCGGGACCCGGAGUCUUACUCGGUCUUCAUCGACCGGCGCGACGUCAAAAACGGCACGUCCAUCGAACGUGUUCUGAACAGUCUGUCCCAGGAGAAGGUCCGGGCUAUGAGGGAGACGAUCCUGGGAACCCUUCCUCGGCUCAUCUACGCCGCUUCCGGCGACGUGCUCAACCGGUCGAUGGACGCUUUCGACGUCGCUCUCGACGGUGUGCUCAGGCGAUUUCACCAACGGAAAACGGUCAGCAUCAACCGGUAAUUAAAAAAAGAAGAGAUAAAAGAAGACUGUUCCACUUCUACUCGCUCCUUCUCUACCCAAAUAUACUUUUUCCACAUAUUUGCAUAUACAUGGUAUACAUAGUAGAGUGAGGGCCUUGGGAGCAGGGGAGGCCGGAGGGUGCCGCUUCAGGCGACGGGAAAUUAUUUCGUUCUUAUUUUAAUAUUUUUUAUCCUACUUUCUUGGUCCCCUCCCAAGAUGCGGAAUUGCAGAUAAACGUAUACAAGCUGAGAGGCAGAGAUUUCUUUGUGCUCUAUCACCCUGUGGAUGAGAUAAACGUGUACUGUUUUUCCUUUUUUCUCAAGUUCGGAAGUUCUUUGUCUAUAUGUUGGAAAAUAAAUGAAUAAAAUUAUAGCAGUUGUUCAA